AUGCAGUUCAAUACACGGGUAUCCUCUGCGCAGUGGCGUGAGAACUCAAAGUCGUGGCUGCUCACACUGGACUCUGGUAGAACUUCCGCCUGUCGUUUCUUGAUCACAGCGAUGGGCAUUUUGAACCAACCAACUCUACCCAACAUUCCGGGAGUCAACGAUUUCAAAGGGUCCGGAUUCCAUACCUCGAGAUGGCCUACUAACGACAGCGCCAUCAAUGGAAAACGCGUGGGCAUAAUAGGAACAGGCGCCACCGGUAUUCAGACAAUACAAGAGAUUAAGAAAACAGUCGGUUCGCUUACAGUCUUUCAAAGAACACCAAACUGGACAGCGCCUCUCCGCAACACAAAGAUCACACCAGAAGACAUGCAAGAUAUCCGGCGGAACUACCCUAGCAUAUUCAAGAACUGCCUCGAGUCCUAUUCCGGCUUCAUCCAUAAAGCCGACAAGCGGUCUGUCUUCGAAGUCACUACAGAAGAACGCGAGGCGCGUUGGGAACAGCUGUACUCUGAACCGGGCUUCUCCAAAUGGCUAGCAAAUUUCUACGAUAUCAACACCGACAGGGCAGCCAACGAAUUGUUUUCGCAAUUCAUCGCAAACAAAAUCAGAAAGCGCGUGAACGACCCCAAUGUUGCCGAAAAGCUCAUUCCCAAGAACCAUGGCUUCGGUACGCGCAGAGUACCGCUAGAGGGCGGGUAUUACGAGGCAUACAACCAGCCAAAUGUCAAGCUUGUCGAUAUCAAUGAGAAUCCGAUCGAGCGUAUCCACGAAAAAGGUAUUAAGACGAAAGAUGAAGAUUUCGAAUUCGACGUCAUCAUCUACGCGACGGGGUUUGAUGCGAUAACUGGCUCAUUUGCUAACGUGGACAUCCGCGGUAUCGAUGGCAAAAAGCUCACGGAUGAAUGGGCAGAUGGUAUUCAAACAUUUCUUGGUCUCACAAAUCAUGGAUUCCCCAACAUGUUCAUGAUCAUGGGUCCGCACCAAAUGUUUGGCAACAUCCCCCGGUCGAUCGAAUUCGCGGUUGGCUGGGUAGCAGAUCUCAUCGAAUGGGCCGUGAACAACAACGUGACUAUUAUCGAAGCUACGGAAGCAGGCAAACAAGCAUGGACAAAGCAUGUGCACGAGUGCGCGGUCGGAUUUUUGGCCAAUGAGGUAGAUAGCUGGAUGACUGGCGUCAACAGGAACGUGGCGGGAAAGCAACAGAGAAGUAUCGCUCGGUACAAUGGACCAGCGGCAGGUUAUAGAAGUAGAUGCGACGAUGUUAAAGUACGGGGCUACACUGACUUCCGGUUAGUCAAGGGCACAUAG
Molecule: messenger RNA, 1308 nt
Organism: Parastagonospora nodorum SN15
Lineage: Eukaryota; Fungi; Ascomycota; Dothideomycetes; Pleosporales; Phaeosphaeriaceae
Exons: 2
Coding region: 1-1308 (435 amino acids)
Molecular function (GO): N,N-dimethylaniline monooxygenase activity; flavin adenine dinucleotide binding; NADP binding
Source: RefSeq, a predicted model, not a curated record